CUCUCCGGCUCCAGCCGCAUUCCUGCCCAGCCGCCUCCACCGCAGGCGGGAAUGCGGCUGGACAAAGGGCACUGUGUGCCCAGCCCCCCUGCUGCGUGCUUCCCCCUCCUCGCCCAUCGCCAAACUAAAUGCCCCCUUUCAGUCCGGGGCACCCAGCACCCCCUGGCCCCCACCGCCCCAGCUGCCCGGCGCCCAUUGGCCCAAGGGUGGGGCGCCGCUGCCAUCAUUCGGCGCUGCUUGCUCUUAAACCUCGGCCCCCGUCCCGCCAGCACCCUUCGGAACGCUGCCGGGCCCCGCGCACCACCAGCCCUCCAUGUGGCACAGAGCCGGCCGGUGACAGGCAGCCACCAUGUCGCAGGGUGCCAGGGGCAGUGGCAGCCUCCUCUUCCUCGCCGGACUCCUCUCGGUGCUGGGGCCGCGCCCGACGUCUUCCAUCCACGUGUACACGCAGCGGAAGGUGUAUGGCACCGUUGGCUCCCACGUCACCCUCUCCUGCAGCUUCUGGUCCAGUGAGUGGAUCUCCGAGGACAUCUCCAUCACGUGGCACUUCCAAGCUGAGGGAUCCCGUGACAGCACCUCCAUAUUCCACUAUGCUAAGGGCCAGCCCUACAUCGAUGACGUGGGCAGCUUCAAGGAACGGAUGGAGUGGGUGGGCAACCCCCACCGCAAGGAUGGCUCCAUCAUCAUCCACAACCUGGACUACACCGACAAUGGCACCUUCACCUGUGACGUCAAGAACCCCCCUGACAUUGUGGGCAAGCCCUCCCAGGUCACGCUCUAUGUCUUCGAGAAAGUGCCCACCCGCUAUGGCGUCGUACUGGGCUCCAUCAUCGGCGGGGCUCUGCUGCUGGUGGCUGUGGUGGUGGCCCUCAUCUAUCUCAUCCGCUACUGCUGGCUGCGGCGGCAGGCAGCCCUGCAGCGACGGCUGAGUGCCAUGGAGAAGGGGAAGCUGCAGCGAUCGGCCAAGGACGUGUCCAAGCGCAGCCGACAGGCGCCUGUGCUCUAUGCCAUGCUGGACCACAGCCGUGGCACCAAGGUGGCAAGUGAGAAGAAAGCCAAGGGAGCCCCGGGAGACUCCCGCAAGGAUAAGAAAUAGCGGUUAGCGGGCAGGGAAGGUACCGCGGGGGCGGACGCCGGGGCCGCCCGGCCCCCCAAAGUCGUCAUGACCAUCGAGAUGGAGCUGCGGGGGGAGGCCGCCGAGGCCACCCGCCCCCCGCCUGCCGUCCGCUCCCCCAGCAAGGGCAGCCUCAAGAGCGCCCUGAUGAACAUCAUCAAGCCGAACUCGGGGAUCUGAUGCCUGGCCACCGGCAAGGGGGAGUGGGCCAGGACACGCCGCCCCCCCCAGCUCCGGGAAGCAGGUGCCCUCGGGCAUGGGACCUGGCGAGGAGCAGGGUGUGGUCCUCGCCCCAGGUCCCCCAGCCUCGGGGACACCCCGGCUCCCCCCAUGCCAAAGCCCCUCGGUCAGUACCUUCCUCUGCGCAACCGCUGCCCUGCCCAGCCCUGGGCACUGAUGUAAUUUUUCUAUUUGAAGAUGCAACCACUGAAUUUUGAGUCUGUACUCCCCACUGGGGCUGCCUCGGUCCCCCCCCUCCCCAGGGACCUGUGGGGUCCCCGUGGGACCGUGCCAUCCUCACCCCUCCUUGUGUUCUCCCCAAAACCAGUCUCUGGGAGGGUUUAUCUGCCCCCAUCAUUGCCCCUUUUCUGGCCGUUUUCUCGUCUCUCCCCGCGACUGAGACCAAAUGACGUUGCAGGUGCCUCCGCCCCGCCCCCUCCAUCCCACUCCCGUCCCCCAUUAAUCCUCCUGCCCCAUAACCCCUGGCCCCCCUGUGCCGGCUGGAGCCUCGUGGAGGAGGGAGAGACUGUGGCCGGGCUGGAGGAGCUGCCGGUGCCCAUCACCCCAGAGCCAGGCGCCACUCCUUGACCUGUUUUUCUACACCCUGUCCAUGUCCCCCCAUCCUCAUGGCGCCAUUAAUAAAACUCACAUCUCCAGGA
Molecule: messenger RNA, 1992 nt
Organism: Phalacrocorax carbo (great cormorant)
Lineage: Eukaryota; Metazoa; Chordata; Aves; Suliformes; Phalacrocoracidae
Source: RefSeq, a predicted model, not a curated record